AUGUAUAAUAACACUUUUGAAUAUUAUCAAGAGUUAACAUUGACUAAAUUUGUUGAAUCAAAAAAUUCUGCAAAUUCAUUGGAAAGAAUGAAGCUAUUAAAAUACUGUACUCUCGAAACUAUUAACCAAGCAGUUACUAAAUUUGUAGAAAAGAAUUAUCCAGAUGGUACAAUUUCUAAUUUUGAAAGAAAAAGAAGAAAUAAUAUAUUUAAAUAUUUCAAAACAACUAUAGCUGAUUUUAAUCCAGCAGUUUUGGAAUAUUACCAAGAAAAUCUUCAUUUAUUUACUCUUGUAAUUCCAAAUCAAGUUGAUCUUGAAAGUAAUGGCAAAGAUAAUGAUGAUGAAACUAAAAAAUUAAUAAAUUAA
Molecule: messenger RNA, 366 nt
Organism: Dictyostelium discoideum AX4
Lineage: Eukaryota; Evosea; Eumycetozoa; Dictyosteliales; Dictyosteliaceae
Exons: 1
Coding region: 1-366 (121 amino acids)
Source: RefSeq, a predicted model, not a curated record